CGGGGAUUUCCCAUCCUAGCAUAGGUCAAUACUUAUCAACAAACCUUACCAUCUCCGCGAUUGCGCCGUGUUGGGUGAGAAGGCACUGGAAACCACUUUUUAGUCUAGCUAUAAGGUAUACUUAAUGGCAUGUUUGAAUCUAAGUGGAGGUUUUUUUUCACUCAACUUGGGAAAGAGAUGCAUUUUCAGCAUUGCAUUUGCAAAAGCCACCUUGACAAUUGUGCAUGCUCCACAUGCCAAACACAGACACACACGCGCGCGCGCACAACUCUUGGCGAGAUUGUCGGGAAUCACCGAACAUCGUUGUGCCGAUCAGGGAUCGGAAGGUCACAAGUACAGUACAGCCGUGUCUGAUAGUGGAAAUUGUGCACCAGCAGGUUGUGUUUCAGCAUCGCUGCAGCUAGCCAAUCAUCAUUCGUGACAUCUGUGCCUUGGGAGACGGAAGCCGCCGCUUGUAGAACCUCAACCGACACAAUAUGGCGUCCUUAGGGUGGUGGAUAACUUCAGUGGCAUUACUGUGCACUGGAAUUGGAGCGGAAAUCUUCGUUAUAAGCACUGACAAUGAGGAGGUAUGUACAACACGCUCGGGCGAGCCAGGCGUCUGUGUGUACCAGUACCUAUGCAAGGAUGGAGUGAUCAGCAAUUCGGGAGAAAUGAUUGUCGAUAUUAGACAGCAGCCUGACGACUGUAACGAUCAUUUGAUGCAGUGUUGUGCGGAAGCGAGCAAGCCAACAACACCGACCAGUUUGGGGGUCGAUGAAAAUGAAAGUUCCUCCACGACAGUCGCAUCGGUAACAGUGGAGCCAGCCGAUGAAGAUGGGAAUGAGACGACGUCACAAACUACAACUGACCAAUCUAGGCGGCCAACAGUGGACUUACCACCGUACGAAGUCGAAGGCUGCGGUCACCGUAAUCCGAAUGGUGUGAUCUUUUCAAUCGAAAACAACCAGUUCAGUGAGUCCGAGUAUGGGGAGUAUCCCUGGACGGUGGCCAUUUUUGCCCGCACGAAGAACAGCUCGCUGAAGUAUCUGUGCGGCGGUGCACUUAUCGAUCGGGCUGCGAUUCUCACUACGGGCACCUGUCUGCACGCGUACCGGUUCGACCUGACGCCGCUGGUGGUGCGAUUGGGCGAGUGGGACAUGAGCACCGUCCACGAACCCAUACCGCACACUGACAGUGAGGUGGAGAAAAUCUACAUACACCCACAGUACGGCAUGACCAGCAAGAUAAACGAUAUUGCGCUCGUUGUGCUGCGUGAUACGAUCGAACUGAGCCACACUAUUGGGGUAGUAUGUUUGCCACCGGCCAGCAGUAGCCCCAACGGAACGGAAGUGGUAGGUGUCGGGUGGGGCGAUGUUCCAAACUUCAUUGAACCCCCAAAGCUACCGCAGACAAUACUGAAGAAGGCGCAUCUGCUCCAUCUCCCGCACGAUCUAUGUCAGCAGAAGUUGCUCAAGCUAAUGGGCCGUCGAUACCAUCUGCAUCACAGUUUUCUCUGCGCGGAGGCACAGCAAUCGGAGAUGGUGCCCUGCCGGGGAGACACAGGCUCACCCUACGUUACGGAGACAUCGCAUGGUAGCGAACGGUACUAUUUGGUUGGUCUGAGCUCGUGGGGCUAUGACUGCAACAAACAAAGCCGAGCCCCGACGGUUCUGACCAAUGUGGCGUAUCAUCGGGAGUGGAUCGAUACGGUGAUAAAGGGUGAAGACCUCAACGUGUGGAGCUACACGUACGAACAGCCCACGGCCAAUGAUGAUGAGCAAGAAUAAAUGUUCCCGAGAUUUAGUAUUUUAUUGUAUUACCCA
Anopheles stephensi (Asian malaria mosquito) is the source of this 1805-nucleotide messenger RNA. RefSeq names its product phenoloxidase-activating factor 2-like. The record is from RefSeq and is a predicted model, not a curated record. The coding region runs from base 477 to 1769 and encodes 430 amino acids. The transcript has 2 exons. Gene Ontology annotation, molecular function: serine-type endopeptidase activity. Gene Ontology annotation, biological process: proteolysis. Lineage: Eukaryota; Metazoa; Arthropoda; Insecta; Diptera; Culicidae.